UAACUGAAGACUUUUCACUGGUGAGAGUCUGCCAGAACACCGGUAAUGGGAACUGUUGUCGGUCUGGAAAAGACGUUCUGAUUGGCCCGAGCUGCACUCGUUCUACUCAGCGCUCCCAUAUAAACCCGUGCAGACUUGACAUCGGCGUUAUCUGUCAUGCAAGUCAAAGGGAUAGACAGGAGAAGCUUGUAGAGAAAUUACCGGCAGCCUAUACUUGUAACAUCCCACAUUUGUUCAGCAGAAGCUUUUGGAGCGUUAUUCUUCUGAAUUACACACAGAGCAGGAGGCGUCUCUUUUCUAUUUAGUUGUAUGAUCUCCUGUGCUAAGAGGACGAUGCCUUUGAGGACCGGACUUUUUCUCCUGAUGGUGCUGAAUGCAUCUGCAUAUGAACUGGAUCAGAACGAGUCCUAUUCGCCCAGGAGAACACGCUUUUCAGCCAAUAGCCCUUCAGAUGUGGCACGCUGUCUCAACGGUGCCCUGCAAGUGGGCUGUGGAGUCUUCGCCUGCCUGGAAAACUCAACUUGUGACACAGAUGGCAUGCAUGACAUCUGCAAGUCCUUCCUGUACAGUGCUGCUAAAUUUGACACUCAGGGUAAAGCAUUUGUGAAGGAGAGCCUUAAGUGCAUUGCCAAUGGCAUUACCUCCAAGGCAUUUCCCACCAUCCGUCGCUGCUCCGCCUUCCAAAAAAUGAUCACUGAAGUCCAAGUGGAGUGUUACAGCAAGCUGGAUAUCUGCACGGUUGCCCGGUCUAAUCCAGAUGCUAUUGGUGAAGUGGCUCAGCUGCCAAGUCACUUCCCAAAUAGGUUUUAUGGUAAGCUGCUACAGAGCCUGAUGGACUGUGAUGAGGACACAGUGGACCGCAUUAGGACCAGCAUGGUGUCACGGCUGGGCCCAGAGAUGACCGUGCUUGUUCAGCUGCUGCAGAGCAAGCCCUGCCCAUCCACUGCUGUGGCUGCAGCUGCCGCCAUCCCGACAGGAGUGGAGGGCCGUGGGAGCUGGCGCUGGUCCAUGAGUCCCCAUAUGUACAAGAUCCAGCCUAAUCUGCGAAAUAGAGACUCUGCCAGUCAUUUAGGCAAAAAGCGCUCAGCCAGUGACGGCUCCUAACUUGCACUUAGAUUCAGAAAACUCCACACACUCCUUAAAAAUCAUGAAAGCUCCUCAAUUCCCUCGGGGUGACACAAUCCAUUCCUCUGCUAGACUGGAAGUUACUGAAAUGUGCACCUCUAGGGAAUGUCGGACUGCCCAUAGAGUCGAUAUCAGUUUGAUUGUUGUAAUAUUGUAUAUCCUCCGCAUUAGGCUUGAGAGAACCCCUCUUCCAUCGACUGUUUUCAGAUAUGUCACAGUCAGUGUUGAACAUGUGGCUGUUGGUCCUAAAUGCUCCUUUUCCACAUCCUCCAAGAGAAAUAAUUCCUAAAGAAGUCAGAGGUAUUUUCAUGCCAAGUAAAGCAAAUAAGCCGAGAGAAAUAUAACAGCCAUAGCGGCCCAUUCCCCUUGAGCCAGUGCAUUAAAAGACAAAUGCCACUUCAUAAUUUCAAUUUCAUGAAUUUGUAGGAAUGGGAAUAUAUUAAUAGAUGUUUCCAAUAUUUCAGCAGUGAGACCAGUUCAGUUGUGAGCGUCAUAGCACCAACAUAACACUUAAAUGUACUGUAUACUAAGUCAGAGACAGCCAUAGCCAGCCCUCUAAACGAGUGCUCAAACAGAGUGAGGUCUGUAGAGGUUUCACAAUAAACUUUGGGAGGUUGUCUUGAAACUGACCAAAAUAAUCUUCAAACUGCCCUUGAAUGCUAUUCAUGAUAAACCAAAAUUGUUUAUAGCUAUAGCACUUAGAUGUUUAGUUUCUUUGUUUUUCUUCAAACUGCAGAUGUAGACAUGGUCAUGUGUUUCAAAUCAUUACUCUGCACAGGAAGAUUGUCCAGGUUGUGGCCACAUCUAUAAGAAAAGUCCUAUUUGCAUAUCUUUUUGUCUCAGACAAUAAGACUGUUGAGCACUGCAGUAUAUAUGGGACCAUAUUUAAUUGGAUCUGUAUCCACGCUCUUAGCUGAGAGUGAAGCAGUUGUAUAUGUGCCGUAGCUGAAUAACAUGUUCACCAAAGGGAGUGAGAGCAGCCAUCCUCCUCAACUGAUGAUUUUCACUCUCUGAGGUCAAGCGUGUGAGGCACACACUGACUUCUUGUGUCAAGAUGGAAGAUGACUAUUUAAAAAAAA
Molecule: messenger RNA, 2204 nt
Organism: Menidia menidia (Atlantic silverside)
Lineage: Eukaryota; Metazoa; Chordata; Actinopteri; Atheriniformes; Atherinopsidae
Source: the annotation of a GenBank genome assembly